This is a messenger RNA of Penicillium vulpinum, 543 nucleotides long. RefSeq names its product serine/threonine protein kinase. The transcript has 4 exons. The record is from RefSeq and is a predicted model, not a curated record. NCBI's taxonomy places the organism in Eukaryota, Fungi, Ascomycota, Eurotiomycetes, Eurotiales, Aspergillaceae. The coding region runs from base 1 to 543 and encodes 180 amino acids.
AUGGAGAACGUGCCAAGCUCGUGGAACGCAAUGCAUUUGCAUGGUUCAGACACAUUCAAUGCCACCCGAAUUAACGACUGGCAGCAUACAAUUGUCACCACACUGCUCCUUGCUACUGGCUAUCCCAAAGUUUCUGAGAACCAUUCCCCCGAGCCCCCGAUAGGCUCGGUCCCGCCAAAAUAUCUAGACGUCGACGAGCUCAUUCGGCGGCAAAAACAUUUAUAUCUAUACUCUUUCUUCAAUGAAGGACUGGACAAGGCGAAUCUCAAAGCUCUACAAGAUCCCUUGAUUAAUUUUGCGGGCCGCCAAUGGUCGAGCAAUCUCAUAGCUUUGCGACUAGAUCUAAUGCGAAUUUGUGACAUAUGGUCCCACGUCCUGAGCAGGAAAUUGGAGAGCAAACUAAGAACGAGCCAAUGGAGGUUGAACACGGUUGUUGAUCACUGGUGGGGAGGGUGGGGUGGGUCUCAGAAGAAGACUGGGUCUGGACUGAACAGUACGACUAUGCUGCCAAACGAAAUCAGUCCCUCAGAGCAAAUUUUCUGA